This is a messenger RNA of Physcomitrium patens, 2632 nucleotides long. RefSeq names its product putative BOI-related E3 ubiquitin-protein ligase 3. NCBI's taxonomy places the organism in Eukaryota, Viridiplantae, Streptophyta, Bryopsida, Funariales, Funariaceae. The record is from RefSeq and is a predicted model, not a curated record. Gene Ontology annotation, molecular function: ubiquitin-protein transferase activity.
AAGUUUAAGCACGCGAGUUAAGGUCGGUCAGACUGCUCCAAAUGCCAGGCAUCACGGGGCGAACUGGCCCCCCCUUUUUAUGGCAUUCGACGAGAAGACCAGCCUCGGGAUAAUGUCGUAUGAUGUAGCUUAGUGGCGACGACUGGCGAGUGAUGAUGAGGCGACCCACCUUUGCAGAUGAUUGACAAUUCCGAGGGUCAUCAGUUGGCUGGCAGGCAGACAGAGUCACAGAAGUGGAAGGCGAAAUCGAGUUUGAUCACUGGAGCGACGAGAGUGAGAGCGAGAUCGAGAGAGAACGAAACAGAAGCGUUUGAAGUUACUACUAGUGUUGGGUGAUGAAGUUGAGUAGUGGUAGUAGUAGUAGAGAUGGUUGUUGCGCCUGGCAGGAAAUGAGUUCACCGGUCAAAUCGUUAACAUCGCCAUCAUUACUUCGCAAUUAUUAAUUCUUUAUUGUCCGUUGUCUGCAGCCGGCUUAGAUGCUUGUUGGUGGUGGAGUCUUUGCGUCUGCUGUCGCGUACCUCAGUGUCUGAGUCUGCGUCCUCCCCUCUCUGUCAUGUGUGCGUUGUGCCUUGCCUUUUAAUUCUCCUGGUGUCAAGUACGUCAACCAACUGCACCUCUCGAAACGCUCUUUUGGUGUUACUGCUCGCCUUUAUAAUUGACAAGCAAGAAAGUGGCGAGAUUGAGCUCAUUCAUACGCUCCCAUCAGGACUUCACUUCUUGCCUGGUGGUCCUUCCUCCCGUCACGAGACUUUGGAUGCUAGUUUUGAUUGAAGAAUUGCACAAAGAAAGUACAUUUUUGACGCUGGGUCCUGCGCCGUCGACUUCACCCUUGGUAUUACUGAAAGGACGACGCGCUUCCUUGAGUAGAGAAACUAUAUGCCUGAGAUUGGCGCCGGACAAUUCUGUUCACUGUUUGCAAAAGGAGUAGCCGCGUUGAUGAGUGUAGAGAAUUAAACUGCAUUUAAGAGCAUUGGCGUCGGUACUGGGGGAUUGGUGGUAGGCUCAAUGGCAGUGCAAUCGCAGUAUCUGCCCAACGUCGUUCUUCCAGACGACGGCUCCAACAGGGCCCCGGCUGUAGUUGGAAAUGAAGAGCACCCCAAUUUCUUGACGGCGGGUGGUAUUAAUCAGAACGCGUUCAACCUCGGAAAGUUCCGGAAUCCAUCGACCGUGAUGCCCGAAUCUAACCAAUACCAUGUCUUCAAUCAACUGGCAGGCGGGCGCCAGGGAUUUACGUCGCAGCUUGAUGCGUCGCUCCCGAACGGUGCAGACAAAGAAAUUGUCGCAAACAAUCUUCUUGGGUCGAGAAAAAGGUCACGAGAAGCUGAAGACCUUCGCAGUCAAUGGCAGCAGCAACAGCAGCUUCUAAUGAACACUGUAUCUGAAUUCCACCAGAAUACGGGUCCUGGAUCUGUGGUAAACCCCCAAUCAACAGGUGUUUCGACGGGAUUGCGGCUCACCUUUGAGGAUGACCGUCUGCGGUCUUCUUCCCCCGUCUCCACCAGCGGAAGGUUAGAGGCCACGAAGAUUUUUACCUCCAGCAUUGCUGAAAACUUCGGCACGCAUUUGCAGCAAGAGAGGGAUGAGAUUGAGCAGCUUUUGAAAACUCAGAGGGACCAACUUAAAGCCUUUCUGGAACAGAUGAGACAGCGGCAUUCUCGCCAACUGGUAGCCGUAGUGGAGGAGGGAUUUUCACGCAGGCUACGCGAGAAAGACGUGGAAAUGGAGAAGGUGAAACUCCAGAACCAGGAAUUGAUGGAACGUUUCACGCAGCUUAAUGCAGAAUCGUAUCAUUGGCAAAACAAGCUUCGCACCACAGAAGCCAUGGUGAACAUCUUGAGGUCCAAUUUGCAUCAGGCUCAGCAGCAGCAGCAGGCGUACCCACCAAGCAGGGAACAAAGCAAGGAAGGAUGCGGGGACAGCGAGGCGGAUGACUGCGCGUCUUCUUACGUGGAUGACCGCAACGACGCCCACACUCGCACCAUCAACGAGAACAAGGAGCUUCGGGAGCAGCGCACUUGCAGGGUUUGCCGAUGCAAGGACGUCUCCAUGCUCCUCUUGCCGUGCCGGCAUUUGUGCCUGUGUCUGGGUUGCGAAGGACAGCUUCACGCGUGCCCCCUAUGCCGAACACCGAAGAAUGCUAGUGUGCAAGUGUAUAUGUCAUGACGUAUAAACGAUUAAUCCCAUCACAGUUCCAGGAAUCUAACAGUGGGUCAUAAGGCACCAACAAAAACAGAGCUAUUACAUGAUCAUAUAUCACUGCACAGAAAGAAAAAAAAAGAGAAGAAAAAAAAAGAAAAAGAAGAAGUGUUCAUGUAUAGUCAACAGACUUUCAGUGGAUACCGUAUUUGGGUAAUCGGUAUAGGGUUAUCAUUUAUUCGCUUGAAGAGAGGGAAUGUGGAUACGUCGGGCAAGGCUGAUUUAACUGCACACGCUACUGCUGUGUAUGCAUCGCAAGGUUUUACAGCCAACCAGUUACUUCCAAUAGUUAGCAUGAUCAACCCCUCUGAAGAUGUGUACAUGCACCCCAAUUAUUUUUUUGGAGUUGUAGAGAAUUUAUUACAUUCUUGUGAUCCAUUUCGGAGGUCGGUGCUUAAUUGCUCAAAGAAAAUACAAGAAUUGUUCGCAUUCUCUA